AUGAAUAAUACAGUCGUAUUACUUGCAUUAUUGAUAGUUUGUGUUGGUACUGCUAAUAGUCUUGAAUGUUAUUUUUGUGGAGACACACCCGCAAACGCCUGUCCUUUUCCAUUCCAUUCAGGUAAACCAUAUGUGCGAACAGCAUACUCGUCUACUGGAUAUUGUGCUAAAAAAAGCGCAACUGCAAUUCCUGGCGAUAGAGCUAGUCGAGGACCUGCAGAACCUGGUCUUUGUAAUGGUGGAUCCGGAUGUAGAUAUACAUCUCCAGGUAUAUAUACUUGCUGUUGUUGGAGCAAUCUUUGUAAUACAGGAACUAUUACAUCGAAAUCAACAAUCACUAUACUGUUCGGUGCUUUAACAUUACUUUUAUUCAAUCGAUAUGUUUAA
Messenger RNA from Adineta steineri, 387 nucleotides. Lineage: Eukaryota; Metazoa; Rotifera; Eurotatoria; Adinetida; Adinetidae. The record is from the annotation of a GenBank genome assembly.